Messenger RNA from Colletotrichum truncatum, 1461 nucleotides. The record is from RefSeq and is a predicted model, not a curated record. Lineage: Eukaryota; Fungi; Ascomycota; Sordariomycetes; Glomerellales; Glomerellaceae.
AUGGACGCAAGCGAAGCCCAGACUAUGGUGGCCGCCUGGCUGCGCGAUGCUGUCGCUGCCUUCCAGAAGGUCCCUGGAUCCGCCGUACUCAUCCGAUAUGUUCAGUCGAGUUACCAAAAUGACCCUAUUCGCUCUGGUAUCGAGCUGGUUCUUUUCAUCUUCUUCGUCCGCUACCUACUCUCGCCAUCCUACUCGACUCAGAAGCAGAACUUUAUUAAACUACGUGACGAUGAAAUCGACGAGCUUGUCGAAGAUUGGACUCCCGAGCCGCUUGUGCCUCCUCAGAACUCGCUCGAGGAAAUGGAGAGCGAGCGACUGCCUGUAAUCGUUGGACCUACUGGACCCAAAACCAAACUUGCAAGCGGCCGCACCGUGACGAACCUCGCGUCCUACAACUUUUAUAACUUCAACGCGAACGAGCAAAUCAAGGACAAGGCCAUUCAGACGCUGCGCACCUAUGGUGUAGGCCCCUGCGGUCCUCCCCAGUUCUACGGCACUCAGGAUGUGCACAUGAAGACUGAGGCAGACAUUGCGGCUUACCUUGGCACAGAGGCAUGCAUUGUCUACGCUCAAGCAUUCUCUACCAUUUCCAGCGUCAUUCCGGCUUUCUGCAAACGCGGAGACAUCAUCGUGGCGGAUCGCGCCGUUAACUACUCCAUUCGCAAGGGACUGGAGGCUUCCCGGAGCACCAUUAAGUGGUAUGCUCAUGGAGACAUGGAUGACCUGGAACGUGUUAUGCAAAAGGUGGUUAAGGACCAAAGAGGCAAAAAGUUGACACGCAGGUUCAUUGUUACAGAGGGUCUAUUCGAAACCACCGGUGACCAUGCUGAUCUCCCCAGACUCGUUACACUGAAGGAGAAGUACAAGUUCCGCAUCAUUCUUGACGAGACUUGGUCUUUUGGUGUUCUCGGCCGUACCGGCCGUGGCCUCACUGAGGCACAGAACGUCGACCCGUCGCAGGUAGACAUGAUUGCAGGCUCUCUUGCCGGUCCUCUUUGUGCUGGCGGUGGGUUCUGCGCCGGAGCCAAAGAUGUUGUUGAGCAUCAGCGACUUACUGCAGCGUCAUACACCUUUUCGGCCGCCCUUCCUGCUAUGCUGGCUGUUACGGCUAGUGAAACCCUUAGCGUCUUGCAGUCCAAUCCAGAUAUCUUGACGCAGUGUCGUGAAAACAUCAAGGCUAUGAAGACACAGCUGGACCCCCGCAGUGACUGGGUUGUAUGCACCAGCUCACCCGAGAACCCAAUCAUGCUCCUUGUGCUGAAGCCCGAGGUUGUUGCGGCACGAAAACUUACGAGAGAAGACCAAGAGCGUCUGCUGCAAGAAUGCGUUGACGAGGUAAGCUGUAUUCGCCUGCAACCCAUUCGGUUACUAGACGUUUUGCUAAUCUUGGCCUGUGCGACUGAAGGCACUCGCAAAUGGGGUUUUGAUUACCCGUCUGAAGAGUAUGGCUAUUGCCAAUGA